CCUGCAGCAGAGUCCUGCAGCUGUGCAUUUACAGUAGAGGACACUUUAAACUCUCAGGUGUGAGGAGGACAAAACUGAAGUUUUACUCUGACUUGUUCAGGUUUUUUGAUCUGCUGAUUCUAUGGCUUUCUUCACCAACAUCACCAUCCUCCUGGUCGUGGCGUGCGUUUCCCAUCAGCUGAUGUUGGGCAGCUGUCAGAAGGGACAGGGGCGAAGGGGACGAGGGGGGGACAGAGGUCAACACAGGGUCACGUCAGGGCUGAAGCUGGGCCGUCAACCCAAAUCUGUCUCUGCUCGUCCCGUCAAGGGGGAUGUGGUCACCCGGGACAAGUCUGAGUGUACGUGGGCAGCGACGGGGGACGAUGUCCUCGUCCUCGGUGCCACCUGCAAGAAGGGAGGCAGGAGGUUCAGCUGUGAGUACGUCGCCAAACCGUCCCUCUGUCCUGAAUACGCGUCCAAUGUGAGCACUUACUGGAGGCAGAUAGUCAGAGCGAUGAAGAAGCAGAGAAGCCUGUGCCAGGACGGUGAGGCUCUCAUUAAGGCCGGUAUGUGCAAGAGAUCGGCCGCAGAAGCUCAUUUCAGACUCCGUAAAGCUCAGAAGAAGACAGUCCCACCUCCACCUGCAGCUACAGCUGUCAAAACAUGUCAACAUGCCAACAGGAAGUUGGCAGAAGAGUACUGUAAUCACUCCUGGUCGAGUUUUUGCACGCUCCUCUUCACGAUGGUGCAGGAUUAUGAUUGUUAAAGAAAAAAGCUCUUUCACAUUUAAACUCCUUUUUAUUAUAGACUUUAUAUGAGCCUGUUGAAGUAAAUCGUUCCCCCUCUGAAUGCUUUUGGAUCUUUUUGAAAGUUGCCCCAAAAAUUGAAAGAAAAGACAGCAUGAACCACACAAAUUGCUUAAAAUUGAUUAAAAGUAAAUACAAGUGAUUUCCAAGAGAUAUUAACAGAAUAAAAAGGUCAAUAAAAGUCAAAGCAGCAUUAUUUACGGCACUUUUACAUUUAAA
This is a messenger RNA of Solea senegalensis (Senegalese sole), 1004 nucleotides long. It is a transcript of the gene fgfbp1a, whose product is annotated as fibroblast growth factor binding protein 1a. Gene Ontology annotation, biological process: cell-cell signaling. The record is from RefSeq and is a predicted model, not a curated record. The transcript is spliced from 2 exons. The coding region runs from base 122 to 745 and encodes 207 amino acids. NCBI's taxonomy places the organism in Eukaryota, Metazoa, Chordata, Actinopteri, Pleuronectiformes, Soleidae. Gene Ontology annotation, molecular function: growth factor binding.